Messenger RNA from Chlamydomonas reinhardtii, 3490 nucleotides. RefSeq lists its product as uncharacterized. The transcript has 14 exons. The coding region runs from base 183 to 2408 and encodes 741 amino acids. The record is from RefSeq and is a predicted model, not a curated record. Gene Ontology annotation, molecular function: protein binding. Lineage: Eukaryota; Viridiplantae; Chlorophyta; Chlorophyceae; Chlamydomonadales; Chlamydomonadaceae.
GACCACUUCGAUUCAACCCGACACAAUACAAGGCGAUGUAUUAGCGUUCCCCCUCCACCCACCCUACCCGGUAGACCCCUGCCCCUGCCCGCUAGACCACGGAGCGAUGGGGCUCGGCGAUGAGUCGAGUGAGGUCGACGACGCCGUUGCCCCGAAACUUGUGUGGACCAUUACAAUCAACCAUGAAGCCGAUAUUACUGAAUCGGCAUUCUCCAUGCAUACGCACCUGCUGCGCGGAGUCUGCCGCCAUGCUGAGCAGCGUGCGCCCCGGCGCAACCACACGCAUAAGCGCCUCCUGCUAUGCCGCCGCGCCACUUGGAGCUCGGCUGGAUGGCCGCCGGGGCGUGUGGCAUGUGGGCUCGCUGCGCCCUAACGGCUGCAGCAUCCUGCCGUUGCAGCGCUGUGUUUACGCCAACGCCGCACCUGCCGGCAAGGACUCUGGCGGCUCUGCCGAACCCGAGCCUGCCCCCUCCAGCGCCGGGCGCCGUGGUGGAAAGGGCGGGCGCGGCUAUGCAGGCGCGGGCGCAGGGCCGCGGGCGCGUGGGAGCGCCCCCUCUGCGGUGGCUGCGGCGGCUCAGGCGGCAGCAGAUGCCCUGUUCACAGACCCCGGGGCUGGACCGCUGGCACCGCAAGUAGGGCCAGUGGCCAUUGCCGACCUGGGAGACGGCCGCGGUCGCGGGCUGGUGGCCAGCCGCACAGUGCAGCCCGGCGAGCUGUUGCUGGCGGUGCGGCCCCUGGCGCUGGCCUGGGAUGACGGUCUGGCGGCGCUUGGAUCCAGCCUGGCGCAGGAUCCGGUUGGAUCCGAACCCACCCCUGGCACACCCAUAGAUGAGGAUCUGGAUCCAGAUCUGGGCCUGGAGGAUGCCAAGUUCCUGGGGCUGCAGCGGCAGCUGCUCAGCAGGAGGUACACGCUGCGUGAGGCCGAGUGGUUGGCCUCCCUGUGCGGCCUGCCGCCCGUGUCCGAGGAGGGGCAGGAGCAGGGCGGCAAGGCGCCAGAGCUGCCGCCCGCCCCGGCGCUGGAGACGGUGCUGGCAGUGGGCACUGACACGGUGGAGCGACGGGACGUGCCGCUUCCGGACCGGCUCCGCAAUCGGGACAUUCUGGCGGAUGUGGUGCAGGCCAAUGCGUUUGCGCCGGACGGUGGCUGUGAGGACGCGGAUGCGUACUGGGCCCGGCGGCAGGUGGAGGACGUGGCGGUGGGGCCGAUGUCGCCCGAUGACGAGUACGCAGCGAAGGUGGACGCUGGCGACGGCGAUGACGGCUGGGAGGGCGAUGAGGAGCCGGAGCCUGCAGGGCCGCGCGCGGGCCCUCUGGGCGUGUGGCCGGGCGCCUCCCUGCUCAACCACAGCUGCAUGCCCAACACAGUGGCCUUUGUAGUGGGGGACACGCUGUUUGUGCGCGCGGCGCGCAAGGUGGCCGCCGGCUCUGAGCUGACCGUGUCUUACCUGCCUGUGGGGGGCGGCGCCGACACGUCCGUCUUUGGCAGCGAGGCAGGCGCUGCCGCGGACGACGACGGCGAGGGUGCAGCGGCCGAGUAUGAGGGAGGCAGUGGGGGCAGGGGCACGCUGCUGUCGCCGGUAGAGGUGCGGCGAGCGGCACUGGAAGACAGCUACGGCUUCGUGUGCGGCUGCGGCCGCUGCACCACGGAGGAGGGCCUGGACCCCAAGCUCAGGGCGCUUAUCGCCGACAUCGCGGACAGCACUCAGGGGCUGCGGGAGGACCUCGAGACUGCGUUGGCGUGGGCGGAGGUGGCACCGGACGGGGAGGAUGACGACGAGGAGGAUGAGGACGAGGAGGAAACCAAGAAGCCGACCAAGAAGAAAGGCAAGCAGCAAUCGACAGAAGACGACGAUGAAGAGGAUGAAGACGAGGCAGGCGGCGCAACGAGUGGCAGCAAGCGGCAAUGGCGGAAGGCGGCGGCCAGUGUGGUGUCCCAGGCGGGCGCCUAUGUGGAGCUGAUGGACGCGGCCAUGGGCAAACUCAAACUCAGCAUGGCGGAGCAGGAGACGGCGCAGUCGGCGGUGGUGCCCCUGUACACGGUCCUGUGGGCAGCGCUGGCAGCACGUGGCGAGAUCGAGCCGCCGCUGAGCGAGAUGGUGGCCUCGCUGGUGGGCAGUGUGGCCCCCGGGUCGGCAGACCACCUGUGGUGGCGGGCUAAUGCGCUGGAGACGGCGCAGAUCCUGGUGGCUGAGGAGGAGAUGGAGGCCGCAGCGGCAAGCACCAUCGUGCGCGGCGCCAAGGCCGGCUUUGGCGGCUUCAAGCGGCCCGAGGACGACCGGGUGGCCAACGCCGGCAACCGCUGCAGCGCCGCCUUCAAGAUACGGUACGGCCCCAUCAGCCGCCAGGUGUACAAGGCGCUUCUUAAAUCGCGGCGCGAGCGUGAUGACGCUGAGGGCGAGGCGGAGUAAUGUGCAUGAGGAAUGCAUGUUGGAACAGUGUAGACAGCAACGUGGCCUGUUGGGGGACACGUAGCGCUGACCGCUAGGCAGUUUACGUGAUGCGUGAGACGGGUGGUCCGUUGUACGACGGUGCCUGAAUACGGUAAUGCAAAUGCAGUUGGCACGUUGGCAUCCGCACAGUCACAGGUCCACAGCAGUGUUGGUUUGGUGUGCGUACCGUAGUUCAGCACCUGCUGCUGUAAUCUUCCCGGGUGUGCGGGCUUCAGGCCUUGGUCCUUGGGUACUAUUUUUAAACGGGGCGCAUGGCUACGUACAAGGGGCCUCGGUGCAUUAUUGCUCUUCUGGGGCCGGCAUGCGCUGGCGGACCCAGACAAGCAUGCAUCUGGCGCCUAUAAUGCUUUUAUCCUCACGGGCUGGUAGCCCUGAGGUAGCACGACCUCAUUUGGGGCGCCGCACCCCUGCCCAUUUCCCGACGCGCCAACGCAGCGUCCCCUGGCGUCCCCGCACAGCGUUUGUGAGCAGAAACGAAACUUGAGCACUCCUGGACGGCGAACAGUCGAUGUACAGUCGGACAGUGGGCCAAAGCAGUCACUGACUAUUCGGCGUCCGCGCUACAGCGAAUUUAUCAGUGCAUUGGGAGCGCACGUGCAGGCGUCCAGGGCUCACGACUGCGCCAAAUGUGCCUGCCCAAUCAGUGCCCAUCCUCCACUGGUGCGAAUCCUCUCAGGCUUUCAAACCUGGACGUAGGCCAGGUGGCAAGUUACCUGUUCAGGAACUUCCGCGAGGAAACUUCAUGUAAGACACAUGCGUGAAGUGACCCUGCAUCGACUUUACUAAGGACAUUCGAUCCCAUGGGUUGAUCGUGGUGUAUUUGGCGUUCACGAUAAUGAUGGCGACACACGAUACUCCGCGGACUGAUGCUUGCGUCUGUUCGUGGAAAGGACGUGACGCUUGGGCUUGUGUUGGCAAAACGCUGUCGCAGUCACGUGUGGUUGCCGUGCCCAUGCUACUGCGUGCCAUCCAUCGGCAGCGGUCGACAGCUGUAGUGGUCGGUAAGAUGGCAUUGGUAAGAUGGCAUUGGAUUGAAACUG